This is a messenger RNA of Somion occarium, 802 nucleotides long. The record is from the annotation of a GenBank genome assembly. NCBI's taxonomy places the organism in Eukaryota, Fungi, Basidiomycota, Agaricomycetes, Polyporales, Cerrenaceae.
AUGAAUCUUGCUUUGCGAAACUCGAAAUUUUGUAAAUGGAGUCACUUAAAAGUGAAGUCAUCCUUCCCUAUCCUGUUUACGGCGCUUUCAAGCAAGAUGUAUCCCAACCGGGUUCGAUGGAAUGAUGUCCCGCUGACCGCCCAAUCUAUGAAAGACCUUCGAAGCGAUAUGCAACUCCAAUAUCGCGGCUCGAGUAACACUGUCCUUGAACAUGAAUCGCAGGAGCAUUAUGAUAGAAUCCGCCGGGCGGGGGGUGACUCUAAUUUCGUGGAAAUGUGUAACGACGCAUACAUGCAAGAUGUCGAGUUUGACCUAAUGGUGACUCCCUCGCCCCUUUUACAGGAAUCUCAAAGGGACGCAAACAAUGCCAGACUGUCAGGAACUCUGCCAUCCGAUCUUCCUUAUAGAGAUGUUGCUGCGAGUCGACCUCUUCGGUAGUAUGCCCCGUUUCGGCGGUUUUGUUAAGAUCGAUAAUGAGGAUGCAUUGCAGCUUCGAGUUGAAAUGAUUAGUAAUACCCCAAAUUUAUAAUACCUUUCGUAAUGCGGAACACUUUUUUAUCUCCCUUCUCCUUCACCUCUACGCCGUAGAAAUUUCUCUCUAAUUUGCUGCUCUCGAUUUCCCUUGCUGCCACAAGUACUUGGGACAAUAUGAAUGUCUGAACUACUGAGACAAGAACUGCAUACCAUCGAUACUCAUUACAUUCCCGUUUUCGUUGGAUAUGUAUGUUCUAGCACACAGUGUCCCUUCUGCGUGUAUAUGUAACAAUGUUUGAGCAUUGUUGAACGUCGAAGUACGUGACUC